AGUUGCCGGCCGCCACCCGUGCGCGGGCCGUCCCAGCGCCAUGUCCGGGGGCGCGGGGUCGGCCGGGCCGGACGGGGCCCCGCGCGCGGCCGCCACGCUCUGCGGCCUGUACCACGAGGCCGGCGAGCGGCUGCGGCGGCUGCAGGACCAGCUGGCCGCCCGCGACGCCCUCAUCGCUCGCCUGCGCGCCCAACUGGCGGCGCUGGGGGGAGACGCGGCGCCGUCGCUCGUGGAGGCGCUGCUGGAGCAGGUGGCGCGCGGCCGGGAGCAGCUGCGGCGGCGGGAGGGCGGGGCCGGCGAGGCCGGGCUGCGGCAGGAGAUCCGGGGGCUGCGUGAGCGCCUGGAGGCCAGGGAGCGGGAGCUGCGGGAGCUGCGGGAGCUGCUGAGCCAGCCUCAGCACGCGCGGGAGAAGGAGCUGGUCCUGCUGCGGAGGCGCCUGGAGGAGGCGGCGCGGGCGCAGGCCACCAGCCGCGUCCUGUGCCGCUCCCUGGCUGCCGAGACCCACCGGCUGCGCAGGGCGCUGGCCGCCACCACCCACGUGUGCCAGCGUCUGGCCGCGCCGCAGCGGGCUCCGGGGCAGGCGGAGAGGAAGAGCCCCGAGCCAGAGCCUGCAGGUGGGGGCGCCUCCAGCCCUUCGGCCAUUGAAGAGUUACAGGAGGAAAACCGGCUGCUGAGGUGGAAGGUGAUUCAGGCGGAAGAUCUCAAUGCCAAGUGGCAGCGCUACGACGCGGGCCGGGACGCGCACGUGAGAGAGCUGCACGAGCGGCUGGGGGGGCUGCGGGCGCCCCCCGCGCCCGAGCUGAUGCGGAAGGAGAUCUGCCGCCUCCACCGGCAGCUGGAGGAGGAGAUGAAGGCCUGCGGCGAGGCGCGGCGGGAGCGGGCCGCGGCCCUGGAGCGCGCGCAGAGGCUGGAGCGGCAGAUCCUGGCUUACAAGGAGGACUUGGAGUGGGAGAGGGCGGAUCGCGAGCGGGCUCAGGGUCGGAUUCGAGAGCUGGAGGAGGAGGCGGCCUCCUGGCUGUGCCCGGCGUCCCCGCGAGAGGACUCCGGCGAGCCAGGCCCCCGCAGGACCCGUCCUCAGAGCGGCGCUGCCCGGUCCCCGGGGGCCGAUGCACCGGAGCCGGCGGCGGGCAGGGGCCCCAGCCCCGCCCCGGGCGGCCAGGGCGAGCUGCAGUGCCCGCGCUGCCUGCGCCGCUUCGGCGACGAGCGGGGCGAGGAGCUCCUCAGGCACGCGGCCGAGUGCUGCCAGUGAGCCCGCGGGGCGGAGGGUCCCCGGAGGCCGGGCGAGGGAAGGGGGCGCCCACCCGCCCCGCGCCGGGCCACACGCCUGCCCUGGGCCCUGUUGCCGAGCCUUGUCACCCCGGAGUUAAACUACACCUGCUCUCUGAUUUUGAGAAUAAACG
Messenger RNA from Perognathus longimembris pacificus (Pacific pocket mouse), 1400 nucleotides. It is a transcript of the gene Tnip2, whose product is annotated as TNFAIP3 interacting protein 2. Bases 41 to 1249 code for a protein of 402 amino acids. The record is from RefSeq and is a predicted model, not a curated record. The transcript is spliced from 6 exons. Gene Ontology annotation, molecular function: K63-linked polyubiquitin modification-dependent protein binding. Gene Ontology annotation, biological process: regulation of transcription by RNA polymerase II; cellular response to lipopolysaccharide. NCBI's taxonomy places the organism in Eukaryota, Metazoa, Chordata, Mammalia, Rodentia, Heteromyidae.